Messenger RNA from Chenopodium quinoa (quinoa), 2571 nucleotides. RefSeq lists its product as uncharacterized. The record is from RefSeq and is a predicted model, not a curated record. Bases 215 to 1186 code for a protein of 323 amino acids. The transcript is spliced from 3 exons. NCBI's taxonomy places the organism in Eukaryota, Viridiplantae, Streptophyta, Magnoliopsida, Caryophyllales, Amaranthaceae.
ACAGUGCUUCUCUCUCCUUCAAUUUUGGAGACAAAACCUCACUAAUACUCUCUGCAAUUCUUCUCAACUUCCAUUAAUUAAGAGGUUCCAAGUAGAAUAUAAAGGGAAGAAGAAAGCUCUGUCAUCUUCUAGCAAAUUGAGGGUCAAUUAUCAAGUUAUGUAAAAUCCCAGGUUUAAUGGUAGAAUAAGCAUAUUUAAUCCUUGGUAUAAACUUAUGGAACCCAUUAAUAUAAGGUUGUAUUAUGCUGGUCACUUUAAGACAAACCCCAAAAAGAGAGAAACUACUCAUGAGAAAGGGGACAGUAAUUACUAUGGGGUGGCAUUACAUCCUAAUGUUGAACAGGUUUGCUAUUUUGAAUUUGUUGAUUGGAUUAAAAGGGAAUUAGGAUAUAGUGAGGUGGGUCAGAUUUGGUUUAGGAAAGAAGGAUGCUCUUUGUUCACUGAUAGGAAAGAGAUAAAGAGUGAUGUUGAGAUACCUGAGUUUUUGGAAGCACCUGAGAGGGAUGGUUGGUACAAAUUGUAUGUGGUACAUGAGGAGAGUGAGAGUCAAAAAGGAAGGAGUGACAUGUCUUCAUGUGGGGGUGGUGAGUCAUUUAUUAAAUUGGGGGGCCCACUUUCCAACCCUAGAUCUAAAAACCUUAUCUCUUUGUCAUUGCAACCAGAUUCAAAUCUCACAGUAGCUCCCAAAAAAAACAUCCUUCCCACACCCUUUAUGCAUAAAUUGCCUAUAAUCUCAUCAAGUAAGAAAACAUGUGUAACUGUGUCAGAAAAUUCAUUAUUUAGAGAGGGUCUGGAAAAUAGAGAGGGUUUGGAAGAUACACAUGAAGGUGAUGAUUUCAAUGAGGGUGAUGAUCAGAAUGUUGAUUUGAGUGAGGCUGAUUUGAGUUAUGCUGAUUUUGAUGAUAGAGGUGAUGAUGAUCUGUUCCAAGAGUAUGUUGAUGGAGAUAUAAAUGAGAGGGUAACUAGGAGUUUGGGAGGGAUUCAUAACAACUCACAGUUGGUGCAUGAUGAAGAGGAUGAACAAGAAGAUGAGCAGGAAGAUGAACAAGAAGAAGAGCUUGACUAUGCUAUACCUGAUGAUGUGGUCUUGAAUGACAGUGAUGAUGAUAUUGAUAGUGUCAUAGGGUCAGAUGAUGAGGGGCUCAAAUAUCCUGUUUUUAAUCCAGAAGUAGACUUCAAAGGUUAGGUCAUCUUGAGUAAAGGUUUGAAAUUCCCUUUUAACACUAUAUUCAGGAAGGCACUCAGAUACCAUGCAAUAGAAAAUGGCUACAAUUAUUACUAUUUGCAUAAUAACAACACUAGGGUGACUGUCUAUUGUGCUAUGAGGUGCGGUUGUCCCUGGAAAAAAGCUAGGAUUUUGGAGUGUAAAUGCAAUCAAAAGAAAAAGUGUAGGUUUAAGGUGUAUUGUAGAAAGCUGAAGCAGGAAAGCACUUGGCAAAUUAAAAGGUUCAGACCAUUGCAUAUUUGUGGUCAUCAACAUGUGAACAACAAGGUUAAUUCUCAAUACCUAGCUGAGAGAUACUUAGAAGAUUGGAGGGAUGAUCCUACAAUGAAAUUGAGUGCAUUUAUAAAGAGAGCAAGAAGAGAAGUGAAAGUUGAAAUUGGAUACCAUAAAGCAUGGCAUGCAAAAUCUAAGGCUUUAAAUAUGAUUUUUGGUGAUGCUAGCCUAGAGUACAAAAGGGUUUGGGAUUAUGCGGCAGCUAUUAGGCAGUUUAUACUUGGUAGUACAGCCGUGGUGAAAGUUGAAGGCAUACAGAAACCUCCUCCUCUAUUUCAGAGGAUGUACAUUUGCUUACAACCAUGCAAACAAGGGUUGACCAUGAAGAAACUAGUAGCAUGAGAAUAACACAAGCUGACUUACACGAAUUUGAGGUUGACCAUGAAGGAGAUAAUUUUGUAGUUAACUUAGAAACAAGAGUAUGUGGUUGUUACAGAUGGAGUUUAAUGGGCAUACCUUGCUGGCAUGCUCUGGCAUGCAUACAGUUAAGGAGAUUGAACUAUGAAGAUUUUAUUCACACUGCAUAUCAUGUUGAAACUUAUGCAAAAGCUUAUGCACCUGCAUUUAAAGCAAUGCCGGGGCAAAAUCAGUGGCCUGUGACAACAUACCCACACCCCUUGCUUCCACCUCAUAGAAUCCUCCCAGGUAGACCCAGCAAAAAGAAAAGAAAAAGGAGGUUGGUGAGGAUAAUGAGAAAAAGAAUGUAGAGAGAGCAAAGAAGCAAAAUAAAUGUAGUAGGUGUGGUGGACUAGGUCAUUACAAAACAAAAUGUUCCAGACCCUUUCAAAUUAUCCCUGAGAAAUCAAAAGGGGGAAGGCCUAGGUCUGAUGGAUCAACUGUUGUUGCCCAUGUUGAGUUAAAUGCUAAUGCUGCUGGUGGAUCAUAUCCUUCUCGUUCUGGUGGUGCUACAACAACAAGUGCUGGAGCAAGUGGAUCAGUGAAUAAGAAGAAAGGGGUGGCAACAAAAAAAGGGAAAUCCAAAGCCACUUCAGUUACUACUACAGUUAAUGGGGGUGCAGCUGCUGCUACAACAAAUGAUGCUGGUGGUAGUGGAUCAGGCAAGAAUAACAACA